GGAACGUUCGAAAGGUCGCCCCUUCGAAUUCCGAACGACAACACCGUGCUCAUAUGGUUGCAUUGUCGCAUUCUUGCCCGUUGACGUACCUCGGCCCUCCACCGCGUCAUGGUCUUGACCACUUUAACGUCGCACGUCCAGUCGUAUCUCCGCACUGGGUACAUGGACACCCUGCACUCGUACCGGUCAACUGGGCGCUUCUUGCUGGCAAUCAUGGCCGGCAACAUGGUGCUGCAGUCCGCGAUCGUUGGGGUCCAUGUUGUCCAGUCGGUUGCAACCACUCACAACGACAGUGGUGACUUGGGAGGCCAGUCCAAUUGGCUACCGAGUUUGCUCCUCCUGUGCCAAAUAGCGUGGGUAGUCGCGUCGACUGUGGGGGGCGUUGCGGGCUUCUGCGCAGCGUAUCGAUUUCAUAUUCCGUCCGCGACUCUGUGCCUGCGCUCGUGGAUUGUGCUAGCAUGUAUCCAGGCUGCGCAAUACCUGGCGCUUUGCGCUAUGCUGGCUUCGCCCGAGCACCAAACCGACAAGGGACAGCUGAACGCGACGCUGGCGUGGGAAUCGGUCGUGUUGAUUGCGAUUGAAGGCGUAUUUGUGCUGUUUGUCCACAGCUACAUCGUGGUGCUACAAGAAUGGGAACGCCAGCGCACGAACGAGGAUGGCGAAGGCAUUUGCUUGGUCCCUCUGCACCCAGUCCAAGGACCCACGGACAAUAUGCCCACGUACGGCACCACGACGUGUACGUUAUAGAAGUCUUAAUCCAACAUAGGAAUCUAGUUGUAGCGAGUUGGCAGAGGUAGUAGCACAGUCCGGCCAAGUCGAUGCGCGGUCACACUGUUGACAACGGGAGCUGCAAUUGGUACGAUAGCCGUUGCUGGAUGGCGCCGUUCGGGCCAAAUAGCCCUUGAUCGCAAGUACUGCGAGGUAGUGGCAAAAACCGCAUUUCGUGUAAAUGUACUGUGAAAGGCGCUGGUGUUGGGCUGAGUGGUCAUUCUGGGCAGCAGAACGAGCAGUGCCAACAUGCCAACUGUAGCGCUUACGACGACAACGCGGAGAAUGCACUCGGCGUUUUGAUAGCCGCGGUUUCGACAGGGCAACUCAAGUAGAGCGCCGAGGCCACUAGCUGCGUUGUGUUAGGACACCAAGCCAGUCCAGUGACAACGGGACUUGUGGCGAUGGCAACUGCCACGCAUCAUCUGGAGUACCGCCAAAGCGCUGCCAAGAAUGGCAACAAGACUCGCGUGCCGUCGGCGGGUGGAAUCUCGAAGGCAUCGCGCAGGUCGUGGGUCGCUUUGGUUGCGCUGCAGUAUUUUUGC
Molecule: messenger RNA, 1313 nt
Organism: Aphanomyces invadans
Lineage: Eukaryota; Oomycota; Saprolegniomycetes; Saprolegniales; Verrucalvaceae
Exons: 1
Coding region: 109-747 (212 amino acids)
Source: RefSeq, a predicted model, not a curated record